UGUUCAGCACACCCACAACUUCCAAACAUCUCUUCUAUCGCCAUGCGUUUCCUUAUCGCCUUCUGCCUGAUUGGUGCCGCCUGCGCCCAAUACAACUACGGUGCCGGUUUCAGCGGAGCCGCCUCCGACAAUGUGCCCUCCAUCUCCGGAUUCGGAGGCUCUUCAGGAGCUGGUGACUACGAUUCGGCUGCCAGCGCCCCUGUGAGCUACACGCCCUCCGGUGAGCUGAACAAGGAGUUCUACACCUUCGAGGCCGAUGAGAGCCAGUUCGAGGAUCCUCUGGCCAACCAGAAGAUUGCCGGUGCCGUGAACAGGGGACUGCGUGUCGUCUUCAUCAAGGGACCCGAGAACCGUGGCUUGGAGAACGCUGCCCUGGCCCUGGCCAAGCAGGCUGCCGAGCAGAAAACCGCCAUCUAUGUCCUCAACAAGCAGACCGACAUCGGUGAUCUGGCCAACAAGUUCAACGCCGUCCGCCAGAACGCCAACCAGCGUCCUGAGGUCCACUUCGUCAAGUACCGCACUCCCGAGGAUGCUGCCAAUGCCCAGCGCGCCAUCCAGUCCCAGUACGACAACCUGGGCGGUACCAGCCAGAACAUCAACGGAGGCGUGGCCAACGCCAUCAACUUCGCUUCCGCCGGAGCAGCCCCUGCUCGUAGCAACAACUACUCCCCACCCGGAGCUGUGAGCAACUCCUACCUGCCCGCCAACAUCCUGCGUCGCCUGCGCAUCCGUUAAGGACUCAAGGAUAGACACGAACUGACUGUUGUUUAAUAUGUUGUAGAGAUUAUAUUUGAAUAAAAACGAAAUCAAGAUUAA
Drosophila bipectinata is the source of this 816-nucleotide messenger RNA. RefSeq names its product TweedleO (gene TwdlO). Lineage: Eukaryota; Metazoa; Arthropoda; Insecta; Diptera; Drosophilidae. The record is from RefSeq and is a predicted model, not a curated record.